UGUUUUAGCCAUUGAAAUGUUGGUUUUCUUGUUUGGAGUGUUUGAUUUUGUAUUGUUUUGGAUUGGAUUGAUUAUCUGAUUGUCUCUUUGAAUUUGAAAUGAUAAAUCUUGAAGUUAUGUUGUGAGUGGUGCAGUGUGUUAUUUAUUGUAGACAGAUUGACUUCAAUUGCCUAUUUCUUUCUUGUCUUUGUUCAAGUCAGCUGAAUUUUGUCUCUUUUUUGUGGAAUUUUCAAGUUGGACAUGGAGCCAAUGCCAGACCUUGAAUUAAAUCCUUCUACUGUCAAAGAAAUUAUCUUAUGCCAGAACUUGAAUUAUUUUCACUUUAUUUUUGCUAGACAGGCAAGGACACCCUGGAAUUAAUUAUUGAUCGAUUUGGGGUUUUAAAUCCGGAAAAGUUGGACGUAGAUAGUAUUGCUUUAGAUCACCUUCAGUUCAUAGGUGGCCUCUUGGUUUAACAAUAAAGUUAAGCCUACAGCUAUCCAAAGAAACUCUCUUAACUGCAGUAGCGCUUUUCUUCAUUUCCAUCAAUUCAACUUCUUUGGUUUAAUUCAAAAGGGCCUUACUGUACUGGUUUCAAAUUGACUUCAAUUCCUUCUUCCUUUGCUGCAACUGCUAUCUUGACUGUUCUCAGCUGCGAAGUCGUAAUUGUCAGUAGCCCAUCUUAAAGCCCUAAGGUUUAAGGCAUCUGUCUGCUGACCACUUUAAUGUGCUGGUAUACCUUUUUGAGGUACAAUGACUUUAAGAACUUGCAGUCCUGUUAAGUUGAUAGGUCUCCGGUGCCUAAAAUUUGAUUUUUGAGCCCUUUUUUGGUUAAUUUGUGCUCACUUUCAAUGAUUUAUUCACACCUCAUCACCCUUCAAAUUUGCUUUGUUCCAUUCAGAUUCAUUUUUGGCUUUAGUUUGUUUUUAACUUUUGGGAACAAACAAUGGUAUUCUACAGUUAUAGUCUAUUGGGAUAAAAUAUGCAUUCAGCAAGGAGAAGCUAGCACUGUUAUGUAUGAGCCUUGCGAUUUAUCCAUGAAAAGUUACUGCUUAGUUUCUAUCCAUUUGCAAGAGGGAGGGAAUUUAUCAUUCUGGGUUCAGGGAGAGCUGGAGCUGAUAGAAAAGAUGGAUAAGGCAUCAGCUGCAUGCAAAGAGAUGCUGAGUAUUGUGGAAAGUAGACCUGAUCCACUACUCCCCAUAACAAAUGGCCCUCUAAAUCCCUUAUGGGAUCAAUGGUUUGAAGGCCCCCAGGAAGCUCAAGGUUGCAAAUGUUGGAUACUGUGACAUUGUUGCUGAUUUG
Durio zibethinus is the source of this 1281-nucleotide messenger RNA. The record is from RefSeq and is a predicted model, not a curated record. NCBI's taxonomy places the organism in Eukaryota, Viridiplantae, Streptophyta, Magnoliopsida, Malvales, Malvaceae.